Messenger RNA from Sparassis crispa, 675 nucleotides. Its product is annotated as S-adenosyl-L-methionine-dependent methyltransferase. Lineage: Eukaryota; Fungi; Basidiomycota; Agaricomycetes; Polyporales; Sparassidaceae. The record is from RefSeq and is a predicted model, not a curated record. Gene Ontology annotation, molecular function: S-adenosylmethionine-dependent methyltransferase activity. The coding region runs from base 1 to 675 and encodes 224 amino acids. The transcript has 5 exons.
AUGGCCUUAUUACCUGGAAAUCCGAUUCAACAACGAGUGCGGGAUCUGAUCUCGGAACAUCGAGAGGCCGGGUGGGACAAAGCAUGGCAGGAAAAUGUGACACCAUGGGAUGCAGGACAGCCCCAGCCAGCGUUACGACAGCUGGUAGAAUCGAAAAUUCUCGACUUGCCUACAUCUGGAAGAGCCCUCAUCCCAGGCUGUGGUCGAGGAUAUGAUGCUAUGUUGAUCGCCACCAAUCUGGGCUUGGAUACUCUUGCGGUCGAUAUAUCGCCCACAGCGGUUGCAGCUGCAAAAGCCGCUGUAGAAGGAUCCAAUCUACCCUCAUCGGUCAAGGUGACUAUCGAACUGGACGACUUUUUCGCACUGGCCUCAUCCGCACCGAAGCAAUUUGAUCUAGUAUAUGACUACACAUUCUUCGUGGCGAUACUACCCUCCCAGCGAGACGAUUGGGGCAGAACAAUGUCUUCCAUAGUGAAGCCGGGUGGAUAUCUCAUCACGCUCGUCUUUCCUAUUGAUCCACCGCAAGAGGUUGGGCCCCCUUUCUACGUCAGACCAGAGCACUAUGUUGGACCGCUCGGAGCCGGUUGGGAGAAGGUCUACGAUGAAGCCCCAGAGGUCAGUCUCGGGUCGCAUGCAGGAAGGGAGAGGAUGAUCGUCUGGAAGAGGUUGCUGUAA